AUGGCAUCUUUUCUCUAUGGCAACCUGAAAUUCCCCAAGCCCAGGCCAGCCCAGGACCCGCUGUAUGAUGUGCCCAACCCCGGCGGAGGCCGGCCAGGGGGGCCCCAGCGGCCAGGACGCACCGUGAGCCUUCGGGAACGCCUGCUGCUCACCCGAGCUGUGUGGCUGCAGUUGCGGGCCAAUGCCGCGGCCGCCCUGCACAUACUGAGGACCGAGCCACCAGGGGUGUUCCUGGUGCGGAAAUCCAACACCCGGCAGUGCCAGGCUCUGUGCGUGCGGCUGCCAGAGGCCAGCGGCCCCUCCUUCGUCUCCAGCCACUACAUCCAGGAGCACCCAGGCGCUCCCCCAGGCGUCUCCCUGGAAGGCUCCGAGCUGGUAUUCCCUGAUCUUGUCCAACUCAUCUGUUUCUACUGCCAAACCCAGGACAUCCUCCUCCUCCCGCUGCAGCUGCCCAGAGCCAUCCAGCAGGCAGCCACCCACAAGGAGCUGGAAGCCAUUUCCCAUCUGGGCAUUGAGUUCUGGAGCUCCUCCCUCAAUGUCAAGGCCCAGCAGGGCCUGCCGGAUGGCCCGAGGCUGCCGCGGCUAAAGGCCCGCUCCCCACAAGAACUGGACCAGGGCACUGGGGCCGCCCUCUGCUUCUUCAACCCCCUCUUCCCGGGAGACCUGGGCCCCACCAAGCGGGAAAAAUUCAAGAGGAGCUUCAAAGUGCGCGUGUCCACCGAGACCUCCAGCCCGCUGUCUCCGCCGACUGUGCCACCUCCGCCUCCGCCCGCGUUGCCACCUGCAGCAACGGCGGCUGAAAGGCUGCCCCCUUCCCGCCAGCUGCUGCGGAGGGAGAGCUCCACCGGGUACCGCGUGCCCGGAGGCGCUGGCCCCGGUCUGCCCCCACUGCCCGCCCUCCAGGAACUGGACUGCGGCUCUCCCAGCAGCUCUGAGGAGGAAGGGGCGCCCGAGCCCGGGGGCAGCCCUGCAAGCUCGCCCCGCCUGGGCCGCCGACGGCAGCCUCUACUGCGGUCAAUGAGUGCCGCCUUCUGCUCUCCGCUGGCGCCCGAGCGGCAGGUGGGCCGGGCGGCCGCGGCGCUCACGCGGGACAGGCACACAGCUGUGGGCCAGCUGGUGCAGGACCUCCUGACGCAGGUGCGCGCCGGGUCCGAGCCCCGGGAGCUGCAGGGCAUCCGCCAGGCGCUGAGCCGGGCCAGAGCCAUGCUGAGUGCAGAGCUGGGCCCAGAGAAGCUGCUAUCCCCGGAGAGGUUGGAGCAGGUCCUGGAGAAGUCACUGCACCGCUCAGUGCUCAAGCCCCUGCGGCCCCUCCUGGCCACGCGGCUUCGUCGCCGGUUCUCCGCUGAUGGCUCCCUGGACCGCCUGGCUGAGGGCCUGUGCGUGGCCCGCGCUCAAGGUCCUGCGGCCUUUGGGACCCGCCUGAGCCUGCCUUCCCCCGGAGAGACGGAGCAGGUGCGCCUGAAGCUGCUGCAGCUGCUCCGUACAUACUCGCCCAGUGCCCAGGUGCAGCGGCUCCUGCAGGCCUGCAAGCUGCUCUACACUGCCCUGAGGGCCCAGGCGGGGGAAGGUGCAGGUGCUGCCGAGUUCCUUCCACUGCUGAGCCUUGUCCUGGCCCAGUGCGACCUUCCAGAGCUGCUGCUGGAGGCCGAGUACAUGUCAGAGCUGCUGGAGCCGGCCCUGCUCACAGGAGAGGGUGGCUACUACCUGACCAGCCUCUCAGCCAGUCUGGCCCUGCUCGGCAGCCUGGGCCAGACCCGUGCCCUCCCCCGGAGCCCCUCGCAGGAGCUGCAGCAUGCCCUCCAGCUCUGGGAGCAGCGCCGCCUGCCGGCCACCCACAGCCUCCAGCACCUUCUCCGCGUUGCCUAUCAGGACCCCAGCACCGGGUGCACGUCCAAGACACUGGCUGUGCCCCCAGAGGCCUCGAUCGCCACCCUGAGCCAGCUCUGUGCCACCAAAUUCCGAGUGGCCCAGCCCGACUCCUUCGGCCUCUUCCUAUACAAGGAACAGGGCUACCACCGCCUGCCUGCUGGAGCCCUGGCCCAUGGGCUGCCCCCCACUGGCUACCUUGUCUACCGCCGUGCAGAGUGGCCAGAGGCUCAGGAACCGGGCACUGGGCAGCCUGGAGCAGGGAGCGAGGAGGAAGGGAGAAGGGACACGGGGAGUGGAGACAAGGACAAAGCCAGAUCCAGAGAGGCUGGGAUCACUGCCCACCAGGCUGAGGGCCAGGCAGGGGGAGGCCCCAGGCAGCCAGGGGAGUCAGGGGAAGUGGAGAGCCAGGUAGCUGAAGAGUAGCUGGAAGGUGAGGAGUGACUGGAAGGUGAGGAGUAGCUGGGAGCUGGGAGAGUACCUGGAAAAUGAGGAGUAACUAGAAGGUGGGUAGCAGCUGGAAGCCAGGAAGUAGCUGGAACAUGGGGAGUUGCUGGAAGGUGAGGAGUAGCUGGAAGAGGAGUAGCUGGAAGGUAAGGAAUAACUGGAAGGUGGGGAAUAACUGGAACAUGGGGAGUAGCUGGAAGCUGGGAGAGUACCCGGAAAGUCAGGAGUAACUGAAAGAUGGGGAGUAACUGGAAGCUGGGAGAGUACCUGGAAAGUGAGGAGUAGCUGGAAGCCAGGGAGUAGCUGGAAACUGGGAGAGUAGCUGGAAGGUGAGGAACAACUGGAACAUGGGGAGUUGCUGGAAAAUGAAGAGUAGCUGGAAGCCAGAGAGUAGCUGGAAGCCAGAGAGUAGCUGGAAGGUGAGGAGUAGCUGGAAGGUGAGGAGUAGCUGGAAGCCAGGGAGUAGCUGGAAGGUGAGGAGUAGCUGGAAGCCAGGGAGUAGCUGGUAGUGGUCAGAGGAUCAUGUGGAGCAGGGACUCUGAGCCUUCUGGGAAGGCCUUCCGGAGCCGUCAGCCCCACAUUCUUGGCCACCGUCGUCCCAGCUGUCCCCCAUGUCUGCAGUACCCAGCUCAUCCGUGAGUCCACCUGCUGGGAAGCUGGGGCGGCCACAUGUGAGGAACUGGGCAAAGCGAAGGAGCCUGGGUCCCCCAGUCUUCUCACCCCAUGUUCUCUCACCAUAGGGCACUGGCCAGUGUGCAAGGGGGAGUGGUCAGCAGGACGGGAAUCCUGAGACCAGCCUGGCUGGGUCCCCCCCCCCCCCCCCGGCACACACACUCCAGCCCAGGGUCCUUGUCUCUGAAGUGGGACACAGCUGCUGUCCUGCCAGGAGGCUCUGCCAUCCAGCAGAGCUAAGACUGGGGGGAAGGGAUGGGCAGGAGGGAGGUGGGGUGCCAGCAGCCCCCACCUGCUGUCCUGCCAGGAGUCUGCAUCGAGCCGUGCCUUGUGUCACCCAGGCCCUGAAGGGCUACUCCCUGAGACCAGUUCCCAGAGGAGAAAACACCCGAUUCCAGUCUUUCCCCAGGAUUGGAAGUCCUCCCGGGUCCCACAGCCUCCUGGAGGAGCCAUACAGGAAGAGUGGGUUCCCUCGUCUCCAACCCAAGCCACCUAGCGGAGCAGGUGCCAAUCUGAGCAAAGAAAAGUGCUCAGCAGCAGCCACCAGAGGGCGCACAGCCCAGCCACCAAGAGGGUGAUCCCCGCAGUCCUGCACCCUGGACUCCCCCAGCCACAAACCAGUGUGUGUUGGGGAAAAAGUGCGGGGUGCCACGGUCCCUCGGAGUCAGAGGUCCUGAGCAAGGCCAGCCUCGGGGGUACCCUACCUGGGAAAAGGCUGUGCCCGGGCUGCUGAACGCCGCAGAGAGAUCAGCCUGUAUGUCAGGCAUGGCAGACACAGCCCAAGGGGCGCCCCCAUUUCCCACAAGUCUCUCACUGGCAUAAAGCCCCACCCUACCCGUCUCCAUCUUUUUUCUUGUGUCCCCACCUCCCACCCCAGUGCCUUGGGACCCAAUAAAUACCGUCAC
Molecule: messenger RNA, 3890 nt
Organism: Ochotona curzoniae (black-lipped pika)
Lineage: Eukaryota; Metazoa; Chordata; Mammalia; Lagomorpha; Ochotonidae
Gene: RIN1
Product: Ras and Rab interactor 1
Exons: 10
Coding region: 1-2292 (763 amino acids)
Biological process (GO): vesicle-mediated transport; signal transduction
Cellular component (GO): cytosol; endocytic vesicle
Molecular function (GO): small GTPase binding; guanyl-nucleotide exchange factor activity
Source: RefSeq, a predicted model, not a curated record